Balaenoptera ricei (Rice's whale) is the source of this 1297-nucleotide messenger RNA. It is a transcript of the gene ECI1, whose product is annotated as enoyl-CoA delta isomerase 1. Gene Ontology annotation, cellular component: mitochondrion. Gene Ontology annotation, molecular function: enoyl-CoA hydratase activity. Bases 48 to 956 code for a protein of 302 amino acids. NCBI's taxonomy places the organism in Eukaryota, Metazoa, Chordata, Mammalia, Artiodactyla, Balaenopteridae. The transcript is spliced from 7 exons. Gene Ontology annotation, biological process: fatty acid beta-oxidation. The record is from RefSeq and is a predicted model, not a curated record.
CGCAAGGCCACACCCCGGCGCCGCAACCCCGACCCAGCGCGGUCAAGAUGGCGCUGGCGGUGGGAAUGCGCGUCUCCUCGCGUGCCCUGCCGCGCCCGUGGGCCCUGCUCCAGGGCGCGACCAUCAGGCGGACGGAGCCAGCGGCCGGCGGCGGGGACAGCGCGCGGCGCUUCGGGACCCAGCGGGUGCUGGUGGAGCCGGACGCAGCCGCAGGGGUCGCCGUGAUGAAGUUCAAGAACCCCCCAGUGAACAGCCUCAGCCUAGAGCUGCUGACAGAGUUCAUUAUCAGCCUGGAGAAGCUGGAGAAUGACAAGACCUUCCGAGGCAUCAUCCUGACUUCGGACUGCCCCAGGGUCUUCUCCGCAGGCCUGGACCUGACGGAGAUGUGCGGGAAGAACCCAGCCCACUAUGCCGAGUACUGGAAGGCGGUGCAGGAGCUGUGGCUGCGGCUGUACCUAUCCAACCUGGUGCUGAUCGCUGCCAUCAACGGAGCCUGCCCGGCCGGAGGCUGCCUUAUCUCCCUCACCUGCGACUACCGAAUCCUGGCUGACAACCCCAAGUACCUCAUGGGGCUGAACGAGACCCUGCUGGGCAUCGUUGCCCCCUUCUGGUUCAAAGACACCUUUGUGAACACCAUUGGGCACCGUGCCUCAGAGCAGGCCCUGCAGCUGGGGUUGCUCUUCCGGCCAGCAGAGGCCCUCCAGGUGGGCCUGGUGGACCAGGUGGUGCCUGAGGACCAGGUGCUGAGCACAGCGCUCUCAGUGAUGGCCCGGUGGAUGGCCAUUCCAGAUCACGCUCGACAGCUGACCAAGAACAUGAUGCGAAAGACCACGGUAGACCGCCUGGUGAAGCAGCGCGACACGGACAUCCAGAACUUUGUCAGUUUCAUCUCCAGAGACUCCAUCCAGAAGUCCCUGCAGAUGUACUUAGAAAAGCUCAAACAAAAGAAAGGCUAAGGGCUGGGCUGCCCAUGCAGGGUUUUUAGCUGUAUGCACCCUUCUGGGGGCCCUGUGGUUCCAAGGGAUUUAAAGAAGGCGUUUUCCAAUUUAAAAGUACUUUUAGCUCUUUGUUUUGCUCAUCCCCCUAAAAGGCCUGUUCCUUGUAGCCAUAGUCCCAAGGCCUGUUACCACUCACGAGUACCCUUUGUGCCUGGCGGGUGGGCAGGUGGGCACAGCUGGCAAGCAGUGUCUUGAUUUGGGAAUCAUAAACUGGUACGUGGCACCCUUCUGGACCUCAGCGAUGUCACCGUUGAGUGUCUCCUCUCCCAGAGCAGAAUAAAGUCCUUGAGUUUCCCAUC